GGAGAAAAGCACGCCCAUUGCUUGCGCUCAGUCGCUACUUCCGCUCUCUAGUCUCUCCUAGCAAGAUGGCGGAGGAGCCGCAGUCUGUGUUUCAGCUUCCUCCCUCAAGUGCUGCUGCAGGCGAAGGUCUAGCGGAGGUCUCCCCAGAAAUAACCACUCCGGAACCCCCUUCUUCCGCAGCAGUUUCCCCGGGAACAGAGGAACCUGCUGGCGACACCAAGAAAAAAAUUGACAUUUUGCUGAAGGCUGUGGGAGAUACUCCUAUUAUGAAAACAAAGAAGUGGGCAGUAGAGCGAACACGAACCAUCCAAGGACUCAUUGACUUCAUCAAAAAGUUUCUUAAACUUGUGGCCUCAGAACAGUUGUUUAUUUAUGUGAAUCAGUCCUUUGCUCCUUCCCCAGACCAAGAAGUUGGAACUCUCUAUGAGUGUUUUGGCAGUGAUGGUAAAUUGGUUCUACAUUACUGCAAAUCCCAGGCAUGGGGAUGAACCACAGAGAAAAUCAACGUGUACUACAUGAGAUAGAUUUUCACAGAAGAGACAGCUCUGAAAAGUUUUGAUGCUUGUGGCAAGAGACUUAACAGAUGUCAUCUAUUCAGUAUGUGUCUACUCUGUGCAUAAGAAAACAUCCAUAGCAUGAAAGGACUCACAAAAAUAUGAUUUGUUUUAAUAUAUAAAACAUCAUAAAAGAUGGUUGUUACAGUAUACCCAUUGCUCCUACCUGUUACAAUUAUUGCUGGAGAUCUGCCUUUAAGGUUGAAAUGGAGACAAAGAUUGUGUAAAUGUCUUCAUUACCAGUUCUCAGAAUGACUGAAGUUGUUUUCAUGGUAAAAGUUAAUUUACUAGAGUUCCUUUUUCUUUAAUGUUUACAUUUAUGUCUAUGGUGGUUACCUUCUUAAACGGUCACAUUGACCUGCUGGCUGAAUACCUCAAAUAGUCCAGUAGAGGGCAGCCCACCAGGCGGAAAAAGGUUAGGCACUUUGGUUUCACAUCUUUGCUGGGGAAUAAUGGGAAAUGGCUGCUUUUGCUAAUUUUUAGCUAAUAUCUAGCCAGGAAAACAAGCAUGUUUGAUAGAUUGAAAGUCUAUAAUUUUAGACAAUAUGCAUAGUUCAAUUUUUUGGGGGGGAUACAGAAACGUAAAUUCUGGACAAAUAAGUCAUAUAUCUAUUUUCAGCCCUAUCAUUUAAAGAUUCUUGAGUCCCAGUGAUGUAACUGUGGUGUUACUCUAUCAUUUAUAGUGUCAAAAGCACUUGAUGAGUAAACUCAGUAACAUCUUUUUGAAUGUUUCAAAAUGCAUUUUCCAACUUGAAAGCAUACAAUUGAAAAGUAGCCUUAAUGUCUAUUUUAUGCCAUGACUAAAAGUACCAUUUUUACUGAUGCUAUUAGACCGAUAAUUUCUUGAAGUGAGAUUUAACUUUUUUUUUCUUCCUUCUGUAUUUGUAAUGCCAUAUUUUUAGAAAGCAUCCAGAUCAGGCAUGGUGGCUUACAGCUGUAAUCCCAGCACUUUGGAAGGUCUAGCAAAGUGUGGGGAUUCUGUGAAGCCAUGAGUUUGAGACCAGACUGGGUAACAAGGCAAGACCCCCAUUUCUCCAAAAAUAAAAAUGAAAAUCAUUAUUAGGCUGCAGAGGCAAGAGGAUCCCCUGAGCCCAGGAUUCAAGGGUAUAGUGAGCCAUGAUUGUACCAAUGCAUCCCUGCUGGGCAACAGAAUGAGACCCCAUCUUAAAAGGAAAUAAAAAAAGGCAUUCUAGUAAGUUGAAUGGAAUGUGAAUGGAAUUUCAAAACAGAAUCUCAAAUGGUAUGUAGUAGAAUUCCAAGUAUUUAUAUGUAGUAGAAUUCCAAGUAUUUAUAUCAUUUAAGUUGAGUUUGGAAAAGGUCUGUCCUCUAGUUUUGUCCAGUUUACUAAAGGAAGUGAAUAUAUUUAUAUUUGCAUAUUCAACAAAGAGCAAAAAUAGGUUGAAUUUGUGUAUUAUGUUUGCCACUGAGGUUUCAGAUGAUAGACCUCAAAAAUAAAAAAUGCUGGUUGAAUUUGUAGCAUCAAUUUAAUUACUCUUUUAACCUAAAUAACUUAAUAGUUUGUUAAAUUUAAGGUUAGCUUAAUAUGUAGCUAGCCUUGUAUUCUUUCCUAACAACUCUGAAGAAUACAUAGGACUUUGCAGUGUGUGUGUGUGUGAGUGAGAGUGACGGAGUUUCACUUUUGUUGCCCAAGCUGGAGUGCAAUGGUGCAAUCUCGGCUCAUUGCAGCUUCCGCCUCUUGGGUUCUAGCAGUUCUGCCUCCGCCUCCCCAGUAGCUGAGAUUACAGUCUCCUGCCACCACGCUUGGCUGAUGUUUUGUUAUUUUUAAUAGAGAUGGAGUUUCACCAUGUUGGCCAGCCUGGUCUCGAACUUCUGACCUCAGGUGAUCCACCUGCCGUGGCCUCCCAAAGUGCUGGGAUUACAGGCAUGAGCCACCAUGCCUGGUCUGAACUUUACUUUUUCAAAUCAUAUUUAAUUAUUUCUUGAUUUUUACUCCAAAGAAUCAUUCUGUGCUAAAUUUGCAACAUUAAACAAUAAUUAAGCCUGGAUCUGAUAAGUUAUUAGGAGACUGGAACCUAAAACACAAUUUAUUUUUAAACUCUCAAGUCUAAUUAAACUUGGGGGAAAGAUUGAACAUUCAGGUGAUAUUUUAAGUUUUCCUUGUUUGUGACUAAAUAGGUUAGGUGUCAAUAUUGUCUUGCUAACUGCAUAGAUGACCCAUGGCACAUAGGUAUAUGAUAUUACAAUAUUUAUGCCAAACACUUCAUAAUUCAUCAUAUUUAAGGAAUAAAGUAAAUUAAUGUUUUAUCUGAAAUCAAAAUGAGAUUGGAUAAUUCCUAGAAUCUGAUUUCUAUAAGUUUCAGUCCUAAAGAGGCCUUAAAUAGCUACUAGAAGUACAGUCUAGUCCUCAGAUCAUAUAAUAUUAGUCAACCAAUUGCGUUGUAACACAAAGUGGGAAAGCCUUAGGUGUUGAAGGAGCGUGAAAAUAAAAAUCUUAUGCAGUUUCUUCAUGAUCCUUCAUUUUCCGAGGAUUAUAAUAUGCCAAAUAAACAUUUGGCACUAAGGAAGCCAGCUACAGGCCACAUGAUGAAAAGUAUUCAGAAAAUAAUUCAGCAAAUACUAUUUGAAUAUAGUUCAAACCAUAUUUAUACAGUUUCCCUACAAUACUAUUUAACCCAUACUGGAUUAUUCACUAUUUGAAGAUGCCUUGUGUUUUCUGUUUUCUAUUUCUGCUUGUGCAAUUUACUUACACCUUCACCCCUUCAAAUCCUAACUCUUCAAGGCCUGAUUUAGACUUUGACUUUUUAAAGGCUAUCUGAAUCAUUCUAGGAAAAGAUACCCUUUCUCUCAUACAAACAGAGCAAACUGCCACUAUUACAACACUUACUGCAUAUUGCUUCAGAACCACAUGUCUAGUUAUUCUGGUUUUUAUUUGGUACCCACACACAAAUACUUAGUACAUUUCAUUAUACAUAAUAUAAUUAGUAUUAUAACAUUGAGUGAAUGAAAUUGUGAUUAGCAAAAUAACACAGCUAAAAACAAAGGAAAUUUUGUAUAGUUUAAUAAUUUUUAUAUGGCAAAAGGUAAUGGAAAAUAUUUGCAACAUAUAACAGGGCUUUUAAUGUCUUAAAUAUAUGGAGAUUUCAAUUGGUAAGAAAAGACCAACUGAAAAAUAGGCAAAACAUGCCAAAUUUCGAUUCACAAAAAAAUACAAAUAGCCAAUAAAAUAUGAAACAUCUUGAACCCCACUGUUUACAAAAAAUGCAAAUAAAAAAUGCUGAUUAACAUUUAUCAACAAUAAAAAUAAUGUACAUCUUGGUAUUUGGGGUGUUGUGGGGAAAUCCUGUCAUAUUUUGGUGAAUAGAAUAUGAGUUGGUGCUUCACUUUAGGGGGCAAUUUGGCAAUGUCAGAAACCGUAGAAAUUUAAGUAUAAACUUCAGUUUGUAUAACCUUUCAUUCACGUAUUGAAUGACUACUAUUUACAAUAUUGGAAUAACACAAAACUCAUAAAAGACUAAUAAAGUUCCUGUUCUUCA
Callithrix jacchus (white-tufted-ear marmoset) is the source of this 4048-nucleotide messenger RNA. RefSeq names its product autophagy related 12 (gene ATG12). NCBI's taxonomy places the organism in Eukaryota, Metazoa, Chordata, Mammalia, Primates, Cebidae. Gene Ontology annotation, cellular component: phagophore assembly site membrane; Atg12-Atg5-Atg16 complex; autophagosome membrane. The record is from RefSeq and is a predicted model, not a curated record. Gene Ontology annotation, molecular function: Atg8-family ligase activity. Gene Ontology annotation, biological process: autophagosome assembly; autophagosome maturation; autophagy of mitochondrion.